Messenger RNA from Apis mellifera (honey bee), 3436 nucleotides. RefSeq names its product early nodulin-75. The coding region runs from base 1019 to 2320 and encodes 433 amino acids. The transcript has 5 exons. Lineage: Eukaryota; Metazoa; Arthropoda; Insecta; Hymenoptera; Apidae. The record is from RefSeq and is a predicted model, not a curated record.
AAAUACUCAAUAAAUAUGAAAUAAUGAAAAAAGUACUAGAAAUAUUAUAAAUAAAUACUAAUAUUAAUAAUUUAAAAAAUAUUCAAUAUUAGAAAGAAAUAUAUUUACUAUUCCAAUAAAGUGUUGCAAUUAUUUUCUUAUAAUUGAAAAUAUACCAAGAUAUAUUCAUAAACCUCUAACAAUAUUAAUUAUAAAAUCAUUUUUACAAUCUUAUUAACACGUUUAAUAUUUUUAAAAAAAUUGUAUAAAAUUUUGCGCGAUGAUGAAAACGAACUAAGAAGAUCUUAAUAUACAUAAUUGACAUAAAGCACAUUAGAAUUGACGAAAACGUUGUAUAAUAAAAAAUGUUAAAUAAGAAAACAAUGACAAUUCUUCGAAAGAAAUGUGAUAUAAUUAUGCAAGUAACGCGUAAUUACGAAUCUUCAUAAUGUAUUAUAGUUACAUCGUUUACGAGAAGGAUAAAAAAAUACAAAAAUAUCCCAUAGAUCGAAUAGAAAAAUAAAUGAAAAUACAAAUAAUCAAAGUUACUUCCCUAUUGCUCCCAUCAAAAUUCUUUUGUGCGAUGUAACGAAUAUAUUUUUUCAGAUAUCGCAAAAUAUUUUCGUUCAACAGCACGAUAGUGAAUUUUUUUCAUGUUACUUACACAUCAAAUCCGAAUAUAAAUCCAUAAUAUAUUAUUUGCUCAUAAAAAAUUCAAUUUUCUAGUAAUUAUUUUAUAAUUCUGAUAGUUUCAGCAAUGAUCUCAAGGUCGCCAUUCAUCGUUCGAUUCAACCAAUUUCGACCAUCUCGUAACGGUGUGUUAUAAUUUGCCAAACAGGUUAGAAGUAUUUUGUCAAGUCUCGUUGUUUCGUCCCAUUAGCACCAUCACCCGUACGGCCAAUGUUUUGUCGUCGAACAUCCAUCAUUGAACAUCCAAAAACGAAAGCGAAAAACAAUUCCUACACGAUUCUUAAAAAAAUAUUAAAAGGAAGAAAAGAAGAAAAUUGUAAACGAUAUUGAAUAGUGGCAACAGGUGAAAAUGGAGUUGGACAAUAAAUUAGCAACGAGUGGCUCGAGAGAUACAGUUACGAGUCUAUAUAGAAGACACGAGGCGAAGUUCCCUGAUCAUUCAUCUUUGAAUAUCUUGAAGAAGAUGAUACGCGCAUUAAUUUCAGUGCUUUUAGCAAGUCUGUCGAUCUUGCCUCAAGUGAUGUCAUAUGCGAAAGUGUGGAGGAACGGUCAAGAGGACGUGGACACGAGGGACGAUGAUCCGUGGAUCGUCAGUAAUGGAACGCAAAGCGAAUCGAGGAGCAUCAAGAACAUAGCUAUCACUAUGUCACCUGUAUACAUCUCACCGAAAAUUCAAAAUCUAAAAAAUGGCGAAGCAGUUAAUUAUCCCUCUGUUGGAAGAUACACAACAUUGGACCAUGAAUUCUUAGCACAAUUGAACACAAAGAACGCAAAGAAACAGAUUCAGGACAGGUAUCAUCCAUCACCGCUUAGUUUCAAAAACAAAGACCCAUCUAACGAUAUGAAAGAAAACUCGAAACCUGCUAAUAAUCGUCCAAGUGGCCCACCAAGCGGCCCACCAAGCGGCCCACCAAGCGGCCCACCAAGCGGCCCACCAAGCGGUCCACCAACUGGCCCAUCAUCUUCGAGCACGUUCGACUUUUCUAAGCCAACGUUUUCAGAAAGCUACGACUAUAAACCACCAGAUUACUUGAGCAGUAAGCCGAUUUCGAAACCGCCAGAUUACCUCGGCGACAAGCCGAUUUCCAAGCCAAUGUCGAUGGACGACUACGCAGAUUCUGAGAUAAGUGACAAGCCACCAGAUUCCUACAAACCGGAUUCCUACAUGGUGUCCCACGAUUCCGACUACCCCGAUUAUCAACCGGACACGUCUUACAACAAUGAUUCACCGAAACCGAUCGAGUAUCCCGGCCAUCUGGAUCAUCCGCCGUACGACGACCACCAUUCUUACGGCCACCAUCAUCACGACUUCCAUCACGAGGUGAUCUACGACCACAUACCGGAAUACCACCACACCGAGCAGCCGGAAAUGAACGAUCAGAGGCUCGACAAGAGGCCGUACUCUUAUUACUACAUAGGCAAGAAGCUUUGGUACAUCCCGCUGUAUUUCAGCAUCUAUUUCAUCAUAUACAUAGCUGCCCUCGUAUUGAAGAGCAUCGCAAGGCACAAGAUCACGUUCCCCGCGCAUUUGGCCGAUGCUGUGAAUCACGAUCACGCCAGAUCCAACAACGAUUUCAGCUGGUGGGAUUUCGCGGGUGAAGCGUUGCAGAGCGUCGAGAACUUUGCCGAGAAGCAUGGAAAAAUUUUUUAGACCGAUCUUUAAUCAUUCGAAAUGACUUGCAACGAAGAGGAUUGAUUUCGAUGAAUCAGUUUUAUUAUAUAUAUUUGGAAAUCGAUAUCGCGAUACGAGUUAUAUUAGAUCGUGUAACGAAUCGUUAUUACUUUUCAAUAUAUUGCACGAGCUAAUGUUAUGAUAUUGAUGAAUGUUUCGAUGAUAUCGUAUAUACAAAUCGCAAUAGUUAAAUUAAAUUCGUGGAAUUCUAAUUUCGACAACAUACCGAAUCCACCGUUUGUUUGUAAAGAUAACUUUAUAAGUAAUAUAAAUAUCACAGUACCAGCAAUAAUUUUGUACGUGUAAAUAUUAUAAGUUUUUGUAAAUAUUUAAUGUAAUAUUUAUAUAAAAAGUGUAAGAACAAUUUCACGCUAUUCGUGUAUUUAUGAAAUAAUUAUAUAUGGAAAUGAAAAUUUACACCAAUUCUCUGCUACGUUAUGUAUUCUAUUUUCAAAAAACAAAAUUUGUUUAAACGAUAAAAAUUUUCCUUCCAUCGAUAACUUUGAUGAUCUUAAAUAAAUAUUUCCUUACGUGUAUAUUAAACAGAAGAGUGAAAUUGUUAUAAUCCUAUCAUUUCGAAAGAAACUACUCUAAUAAAGAUUUAUUAAAAUUAAUUUUCUGCUCUAUUCUUUCUAUCCUCAUUUGGAGAAAUCAAAUAUGUCCAAGCCUGAUCUUCGAUAAUCGAGUAAAAUUUAAUUUACCUUAAAUAACAAUGGCGGCUGGGAUCAUUUGGCGCGCGAUCGAUUCCUAAAUUCCUGAGAAACAAGCGUAUUCGGUUAUGACUGCUUCUUACAAUCGCGCGACCAGUGGUGGCGCAAGUUUUUGGCGAGAUAACGAGCCGGAAUUUGUCAGUAUCGGCGAAAUCGAAAGAAUUACUGGAAACGGCACGAGAAUUCUAAUGGCCUCGCAUUCCUAUUGACCAAUUACGCCCUUUCGAUUCAUCCCUGCUUUCAUUCCACGUAUGAUUCCGUCAUUUCGUACAUGGAAUACGAAUCAUCAUCCUUUCGUAUCACACUUUCGCGAAUUUUAUAUACGCUGCAUUUUUCAUACAAUCAGAAUAUUCAUUUUCGUUCAGCCAAGAGAAAGAAAGAAAUG